AUGUUUGCAGAAGAUGACCCCAACUUUUGGGGACCUGAUCCAUCCGUAGAUGACAUUGUCCUAUCUUCUGAGCUCAAAAUCUCAGAAAAGAACAAGUACAAGCUUGAUAAAUUCCUCAUUGAAUCCGGGCUAUCUUCCCGCCUGAUCCGUAAAAUUAUGAGAAAGGCCAAGAUCCCAAAGUGGUUGGAUAUUGUUUGCUGCUCCCAAAUGACCAAAUUGACCUUGAAAACUACGGGUAUCAACCAAGAGUAUGCGGCCAUAAUCUUAGCUAAGGCUCAAGAGUGGAAUGAAGAAGCACUUGAUCAAAUUGUUUAUAUGUCAACUUGA
Melampsora larici-populina 98AG31 is the source of this 327-nucleotide messenger RNA. RefSeq lists its product as uncharacterized. The record is from RefSeq and is a predicted model, not a curated record. Lineage: Eukaryota; Fungi; Basidiomycota; Pucciniomycetes; Pucciniales; Melampsoraceae. The coding region runs from base 1 to 327 and encodes 108 amino acids. The transcript is spliced from 2 exons.